UUAGCGGGCUGGGGGAGGGUGGGGGAUGGCGCGGACCCCCGGGCCGGCUCCGCUGUGUCCCGGAGGCGGCAGAACACAACUUUCCUCCGCUUCUCCCCCCGGUAUCGGGCUCCUGCUGCCGCCACCGACGCCUCCGCCGCUGCUACUGGUGCUUUUCCCGCUGCUGCUCUUCUCUCGGCUCUGUGGUGCCUUAGCUGGACCGAUUAUUGUGGAGCCACAUAUCAUAGCAGUAUGGGGAAAGAAUGUGUCAUUGAAAUGCUUCAUUGAAGUUAAUGAAACUAUAACACAAAUUUCAUGGGAGAAGAUACAUGGCAAGAGUUCACAGACUGUUGCAGUUCAUCAUCCUCAAUAUGGAUUCUCUGUUCAAGGGGAAUAUCAGGGAAGAGUCUUGUUUAAGAACUAUUCACUUAAUGAUGCAACAAUUACUCUACAUAACAUAGGAUUCUCUGAUUCUGGAAAAUACAUAUGCAAAGCUGUUACAUUCCCAGGUGGAAAUGCUCAGUCCUCUACAACUGUAACUGUUUUAGUUGAACCCACUGUGAGCCUGAUUAAAGGGCCAGAUUCUUUAAUUGAUGGAGGAAAUGAAACAGUAGCAGCCAUUUGUACAGCAGCCACUGGCAAACCAGUUGCACAUAUUGAUUGGGAAGGUGAUCUUGGUGAAAUGGAAUCUACUACAACUUCUUUUCCAAAUGAAACAGUGACGAUUGUCAGCCAGUACAAGCUGUUUCCAACCAGAUUUGCUCGAGGAAGACGAAUUACCUGUGUUGUAAAGCAUCCAACCUUGGACAAAGACAUUCGAUAUUCUUUCAUAUUAGAUAUACAGUAUGCUCCUGAGGUUUCUGUAACAGGAUAUGAUGGGAAUUGGUUUGUAGGAAGAAAAGGUGUUAAUCUCAAGUGUAAUGCUGAUGCAAACCCGCCGCCCUUCAAAUCUGUGUGGAGCAGGUUGGAUGGACAAUGGCCAGAAGGUUUAUUGGCUUCAGACAAUACUCUUCAUUUUGUCCAUCCACUGACUUUCAAUUACUCGGGGGUUUAUGUUUGUAAAGUGACCAAUUCCCUCGGUCAAAGAAGUGAUCAAAAGGUCAUUUACAUUUCAGAUGUUCCGUUUAAGCAGACCUCUUCAGUAGCUGUAGCUGGAGCUGUAAUUGGAGCUGUCCUUGCCAUUUUCAUCAUUGCUAUCUUUGUGACUGUUCUGCUGACUUCUCGAAAAAAGAGACCAUCCUAUCUUGACAAAGUGAUUGAUCUUCCACCUACCCAUAAACCACCUCCUGUGUAUGCAGAAAGACCCCCCCCCGUGCCUCAGAAAGACCUUCAGCAUCAGACUGAACCCUUGCCUUUGCAGACUCAGUUCAAAAAGAGAGAAGUUGGCACUCUUCAGCUGUCUAAUGGACUAAAUAGCAGGAGAUUUGACUAUGAAGAUGAGAAUCCAGUGGGGGUAGAUGAGAUUCAGCAGAUGUACCCCCUUUACAAUCAGAUGCACUACCAAGACUGGAGCUCUGGCAAACAUCAUCAAAAUGAUGACCGGGAGAGAGUCUACGUCAACCCGCAAGAACAUUAUGUGUGAUUUUUCUCUUUUUUCAAUGGGUGUUCUAACAAAUGUCUAUUCUUAGACUUGGGGAGAGAAACUGAGGCCAAUUGUUAUUAUUUUAUUCUCUCUCAUAUAAAACAAUCCCAAUCUGUGUGUAUUAGAAGUCUUGAUGAAUAACUUGGAGCCAGUGGUGAACUUCUUUCCUUCAUUAAGGGUUUCUCACCCACCAGCUGUGUUUGUGAACUUGACUAUAGCUUUGUGUGUUUCCAUGGUGGUGGUGUUUUAACUACUAACAUUUGGUCUACAAUGGCAUGUUCAUUUAAAAGUACAGCAUCUGCCUAUGAUGACUGCAGUAAUUCUCCAGAAAGAAAGGCCACAGCUGGUAGUAUUAACCUCACUAGGUUAAUAGGAAGACCAGCCUAUUUAUCUGUAAUUCAGACAAGCAGAAAAAUGAGUUCAGAAUCCAUUUCACUAAUUAUUUCUCAGGAAUUUGGUUUUCCCUGACAUACAUAAUACAAUUACAAUAUCUGUGUAUAAACAGAGGCCUGAAGAAGAGGCAGAAUUUACUCUUUAUCCAUAAAAAAAAAAAAAAAAAAAAAAAAAAAAAAAGGCAGUUUAAACCAUCAAAUCUGUUGGUUGCUUUUAACCCUUGUGAUAUUAUAUGUUAACUUUUGGUGGUUUCUAAGUUCCCAAGGGAUAUACAUUUCUUGCUAUUAUUUUCCUAUUCUUGAUCACCUGGGUACUGACAAAGGUUCUCUUGCUCUGACAUUUUCUUGCAGUCCUGUUCUUUACUAGCCAGAUUUUUUUUAACCACCUAUUAAAUUCUAAAAACCCUGUCCAAAUGUUAUAAAGCCUUUAGCAUAGUUCCUCUUUUCUGUGGUAUUGUACAGAAAUUGUUUCCAACUAACUCCAUCCACACAGGCUUUAGUUACUGUUCUGCAUCCUUCAGAUUACUUAUUGUUCAUGUUUUAUCUACCUCAGUAAAGCCUGCUGAAGAACCACCAUGAAAUAACUCCUUUUAAAACCAGAUGGGAAAUUUGAAAACUUAAAAAGAAAAAAACAGCCAUUUCAGUAUGACAUAUGUCAUAAACCCAGGUUGUUCUUUAUCUCUCCUAACCUUCUUUACCUGGUCAAUAAAAGUAAAGAGAUGCUAAAAAGCAA
Choloepus didactylus (southern two-toed sloth) is the source of this 2686-nucleotide messenger RNA. RefSeq names its product nectin cell adhesion molecule 3 (gene NECTIN3). Lineage: Eukaryota; Metazoa; Chordata; Mammalia; Pilosa; Megalonychidae. The transcript has 9 exons. Bases 26 to 1561 code for a protein of 511 amino acids. Gene Ontology annotation, cellular component: adherens junction; apical junction complex. Gene Ontology annotation, biological process: symbiont entry into host cell; heterophilic cell-cell adhesion; homophilic cell-cell adhesion. The record is from RefSeq and is a predicted model, not a curated record.